CAUCUUUGAAAGGAAUGUUUAGCAAAGCUACUUUGAGUUGGCAGGAAGGGUCAGAGGAUGUGAUGAGUCACAUCCAGGGUGAUGUCGUCAGGGGCAUGUGAGCAGUGGUUACAGCUGAGGUUAGGAAGCAGCUAUGAUAGAUGUGAAAGUGGCUGGGAUCUCACUGCCUUCUUCAUAACUUGACAAUGCUCUUGAGUUGGUGUCUUCCUGGAGUCACACUGUAUGAGGUUCAUAAUAAAGGUGCUAAGAAAGAGAAUGUAAGAUAGGAAAAUAAAUAUUUUUACUGAGGCUGCGUAAAAGAGGUAUCUCCUACUUCUUGUUGCCAGUGGCUGGAACACAAUGGAUCACACAGGAGCCAUAGACACAGAGGAAGAGCUUGGACCUCUAGGCCACCUUGCACCAAGUCCUCAAAGCGAGGCUGUGGCUCAUGAAUUCCAGGAACUGUCUCUGCAAUCCAGCCAGCACUUACCCACUCUGAAUGAACGGAAAAAUGUGCUCCAGCUGAGGCUGCAACAAAGGAGGACAAGAGAGCAACUAGUGGACCAGGGCAUCAUGCCACCUUUGAAGAGUCCAGCAGCAUUCCAUGAGCAAAUAAAAAGCCUGGAGCGAGCCAGAACUGAAAACUUUCUGAAGCACAAGAUCCGGAGCCGCCCAGACCGGUCUGAGCUGGUCAGGAUGCAUAUUUUAGAAGAAACAUUUGCAGAGCCAUCUCUUCAGGCCACACAGAUGAAACUGAAGAGAGCUCGGUUGGCAGAUGACCUGAACGAGAAGAUUGCUCAAAGGCCUGGUCCCAUGGAGCUGGUGGAGAAGAACAUCCUUCCUGUGGAUUCGAGUGUCAAGGAAGCGAUUAUAGGCGUGGUGAAGGAGGACUAUCCUCACACUCAUGGCGAGUUCUCAUUUGAUGAAGAUAGCAGUGAUGCUUUGUCUCCAGACCAGCCAGCAAGCCAGGAGUCUCAGGGCUCAGCUGCAUCCCCCAGUGAGCCGAAAGUCAGUGCCUCACCACCUCCUGUGACUGCAAGCACUCCAGCCCAGUUUACCUCAGUGUCCCCAGCAGUUCCUGAAUUCUUGAAAACCCCUCCAACUGCAGACCAGCCUCCCACAAGGUCUACAGCUCCCGUCCUCCCCACAAACACUGUGUCCUCAGCGAAGUCUGGCCCAACACUGGUGAAGCAAAGCCAUCCCAAGAAUCCAAACGACAAACACCGUAGCAAAAAAUGCAAAGAUCCCAAACCCCGAGUGAAGAAACUUAAGUACCACCAGUACAUCCCACCCAACCAGAAGGGGGAGAAGAGCGAGCCGCAGAUGGACUCCAACUACGCCCGCCUGCUGCAGCAGCAGCAGCUCUUCCUACAGCUACAGAUCCUGAGCCAACAGCAGCAGCAGCAGCAGCAGCAGCACUACAACUACCAGACCAUCCUGCCCGCACCCAUCAAAACUGACAAGAACAACUGCAGCAGUACAACCGUGCAGGCGAGGAGGCCAGGACCACUGCCCUCUAGCUUGGACGACUUAAAGGUGUCAGAGCUGAAGACAGAACUUAAACUGAGGGGUCUGCCCGUGUCAGGAACUAAACCAGACCUCAUUGAGCGCCUGAAACCCUACCAGGAAGUGACCAGUAGUAACCUUGCCACUGGCAGUAUUGUGGCAGUGUCAUCAGCAGCUAUUGUCACCAGUAACCCGGAGGUCACAGUGGCACUGCCAGUCACAACACUACAUAAUGCUGUAACUAGCUCUCUGUCCACUUUCAAGGCAGACUUGCCACCUCCUGGAUCCAGCAGUGUGCCCCAUGUUGAAAAUGCCCAUUCCCCUCUGCCCAUAUCGCCACCACCCUCUGAACAGUCCAGUCUCAGUACUGAUGACACAAACAUGACAGACACCUUCACAGAGAUCAUGACUAUGAUGUCACCUUCCCAGUUCUUGUGUUCAUCUCCCCUGAGAGUGGCAAGCCAUGAGGACAGCCUGAGCCCCACCAGUAGCACCCUGUCAACCCUAGAACUGGACGCUGCUGAGAAGGAUCGCAAGCUUCAGGAGAAGGAGAAGCAGAUUGAAGAGCUGAAGAGGAAACUGGAACAAGAACAGAAGCUUGUGGAGGUCCUCAAGAUGCAGCUUGAGGUGGAAAAACGUGGGCAGCAGCGACUGCCAGACCCUCAGCCCAGUGGCCCCCCACAUCCCUUUAAUACAUCAGAUCCGAAACAUGGCAGUGUCGGGUCCUCCAUCAAGGAUGAGGCCUCACUCCCUGACUGUUCCAACCCCCAGCAGCCCAUCACAGUGCCUGGACACUCUGUAGGCCAGCCCAUCUCCACAGGUAGCCAGACCUUUGUUGCCAAAAAGGCUGUGGUCGUCAAGCAAGAGGUCCCCGUGGCCCAAGCAGAGCAGCAGAAUGUUGUCUCUCAGUUCUACCUGAGUUCCCAGGGUCAGCCACCUACCCUUGUUGCUCAGCCUCAGGCCUUACUGGCCACACAGACAACUCAGCUGCUAUUGCCAGUGUCCAUCCAGGGCUCAGAUGUUACUUCAGUGCAACUUCCAGUAGGCAGCCUCCAACUCCAGACUGCAGCACAAGGAGGAGUCCAGGCUCAGCCUCAGAUAGCCGCUGCCACACAAGUCGCAGCUGCAGCCCUGCCCUCGGCCUUGACCUCAGCACUGCCUCAGAAGCAGGAAGCCUUCCCGCAGCAUGUGUUGGGCCAGCCUCAGCCAGUAAGAAAGGUCUUCACCAGUGCGGCACCAGACACAGUUCUGCAGUAUCAGAGGCAGCCUGGCCCAGCCACCCAGCAGCCCUUUGUCAGUAAGACCUCUAACCCUGCUCUUCAGUCUAGAAGUGCUCCACUUGCACCCCUGCAAAAUGGACCUAGCCUAGCCAGCAAGCCUAGCUCACCAACCCCACCCCAGCAGUUUGUUGUCCAGCACUCUUUGUUUGCAACCCCAAUCACAAAGACAAAAGAUCCACCUCGAUAUGAGGAAGCCAUCAAGCAGACGCGCAGCACCCAGCCAGCCCAUCCAGAGGUCUCCAGUGUGCACAGUCAGCAGAUGGACGACCUCUUCGACAUCCUCAUAAAGAGCGGAGAGAUUUCCUUCCCAAUAAAAGAAGAGCCUUCUCCAAUUUCCAAGAUGAAACCAGUGACAGCCAGCAUCACCACAAUGCCAGUCAAUACAGUGGUGUCUCGACCGCCGCCCCAGGUCCAAAUAGCACCACCUGUAUCCUCAGAACCUGUGAACAGUCUAUCUGCCAGCUUAGAGAAUCAGCUAGAAGCCUUCUUGGAUGGAACUUUGCCCUCUGCCAAUGACAUCGCCCAGCUGCAGAGCAGCAGCGAAGAUAGAGAGCCUUUCUCUCUAAUUGAAGAUCUCCAGAAUGACUUGCUGAGUCACUCCAGCAUGCUGUACCAGUCUCACUCUCCCAUGGAGACCUCUGAGGCCCAGUUGGUGUCAGGAACCCCCUGUCUAUCUCUUGACCUGUCAGACUCCAACCUGGACAACAUGGAGUGGCUAGACAUCACCAUGCCCACCACAUCCUCUGGGCUCACACCACUGAGUACCACUGCACCAAGCAUGUUCUCUGCUGAUUUUCUGGACCCACAGGACCUACCACUGCCAUGGGACUAAGGUCACAGGUCUUUUGUUUCAGAGCUCGUGAGAUUUGGAAACAAGAAAACAAUCCUGAGAGGCCAGUGUUUAGAGCUGGAGCCAUAGCUGCACUGUCGAAGUUAAAAUACAUUGUCACAGAAAAAAAGGAAGGCCACAGCCUGGAAGCCAAGUGUGAGAGACUCCACAGAGACAAUCAUAUGCAGAGCCCUUGUGAAAUGCCUUAGAUAAAGCCAAAGGUCAUGUACCAUCCACAAGAAGUGGCACUAGGCUCUAGUCAUCAGCUACCUUUUAUCCUCUGUGGUCACCUCACGGCUCUAAUAAGAGGCAAGCAGCUCCUCUUGAAACACCAAGCCACCACGAGGGAGGGCAGGGAGGAGCCACUGCACAUGUGCUCCUUCCUUAAAGUGGCCUAAGCCUGGUCAAUAGCAACGUCAGAGGCCUCUGAGCAGUCUGGGGAGCCGGCAGCAGCUUCCAGCCAGGGCUCUGAGUCCCACUUUGAAGUCUGUGAGAUUGUGUGAUGUCAUAGGGCAUUUGUGAGUUUGGGAACCAAAAUGAACCACCUUUCACCAUAAACACAUGUCUACAAAGUACUGUCACACAGGAGCGCAGUGUACAGAGUCCAGUUACAUUGUUGUGCUGCGGCUUCCCCAGUGGCCUCGGGUGGCUGAAGUUGGUUCUCCUGUGAUGUUAGAAUUGCAAUGUACUUUGACCUUGUGACCUCUACAAUCUUUGGUAGAGUAAAAAGAUGGCCAUCAACUGGUCCUACUUAUAAUAAGUCAGAUAUCUCUAGAGUACUGAGCCACAGUGUCUCCAUCUUUGAAGACUUGCUGACAGACUCUCUCAGGUGACCAUGCCCAUCUCAAGGAACCAAAAAAGGCUUCAGCAUGAAAUUCCUUUUAAACCUAAUGAGUUAAAGGGAAGUGUGGGUUGUCUGUCAGACUCUAAGACAGUCCCACCUUGAGCACAGGUUAGACUAAUCCCCUGUCCCCAUCUCCCUGGUUUUCUUUGCACAGGCUUGUAACUGCUUGCUCUCAGUUGUUCUCAAGUCUAAGCCUAAAAACUGGAGGUUUAUUCCUUUUUCCCCUUGAUCCGUAACAGAAAGGUUAUGUUUGUCAAGUGAUUUAAGAAUUUUCUAAAAUGCCAACUGCCACAGGAUUCCUACAACUCUUUUUUUGGUUUUUCGAGACAGGGUUUCUCUGUGUAGCCCUGGCUGUCCUGGAACUCACUCUGUAGACCAGGCUGGCCUCGAACUUAGAAAUUUGCUUGCUUCUGCCUCCCAAGUGCUGGGAUUAAAGGCGUGCGCUACCACCGCCCGGCCACAAGUCUUGACCUAGUGAUUUAGUUAUUGACAAAUUGUAAAUAACUGACCAGAGUAUGGGAUUUUUAUUCAGUGACAGCCCUUGUCCUAUCCCCUCCCCGCCCCCUUUAACCUGAGCCAGGUGGACGUCCUACUUCUAUCUACAUGUCUUCCACAGCACAUCCAGGAAGUAUCCCGACCCAUCAUCUAAAGAGAACCUUAAUCAUUUCUGAGGAGGUUUUGCCCCAAAGUGAUCAGAAUGGCCCCUUUUCCUGGCUUUAACCUCUGGUGAACAGCACUCUCUCACCUGAAGCUUGGCAUUCACGUGGGCAGGGGCCACUGAGCUCAGGUAAUCCUCUUGUUUAGAAUCCGGUAGGUCAGUAUUGGGAGGCAUCAGCACUCUGGUAGCUGGAUACUGUCAUCUGACCAGGCCUCCUGAGGGCGUUCUCACAAGACAGGAUAUAAUACAUUGGUUCUGCUGCACAGCUGCUUGUGUCCCAGCCCCAGCUGAGGACCUGGGAAGGCAUGUUCCCCAUGGGAAUUUCAGCUCUAGGUUUUGGUGGAGAACUUUAGCCUCUCUCUCCAGCUUUGAGUGUCCAAUUAAAGUAGUAUCAAGUACCAGUGGGUUUCUGGAAGCCCAUAAUUACUACUAGUGUGUUUCCUCCUGUAGAAACAACAUUCUAGCCCUUAAGUCCCUUGUAUUGCUUUUUAAGUUAUUUUGAACUUGCCACAGGAAAGACAAUCUCCAAACACAGUGGGUACACAAGAGGGGGUCAUUUCAGUUGUUCAUAUGCCCAUCCCGCCCAGCCUUCAGUCCAUCAGAGUCCCAUUUCUUAAAAAAGCAAGGGGCCUCCAUCCACUGGCUUUACUAGUAGCCAACUCCCCCACAGCAUUCCCUGCCCUACUCCCCUGGUUCGAGCAUCCUGUAGGUACAUGUGAUACCAGUGACAUGAGAGCCACUUGCUAGGCCUCUCCCACAUGUUCUGGGUGAGAGUGGGCAUCUUUCCGUCGGCUCACAUAAAUGUGGUCAUGUGUCAUGACCAAAGACCACUCUAUACAAAGGCCUCUUGACGUAGCCUCGGCCCUCAGUGAGUGCAUUGGUAAUGGUGUCUGUCUGAAGAUGAAUUUGUUGCUUAGAGCUAGUUGCAGGCCUCAAGGUGACUCAGCAGAUAAGGCCUACCAACAAGCCUAAGAGGCUGAGCUUGAGUCCCAGAACCCAUGUGGUGGAAGGACAGAACUGACUCCUGAAAGUUAUCCUCUGACCUCUAUAUACAGAGACACCUGCAAAUAGGUGUACAGUUAUUUCACAGCCAUUAAAGCACAGGUCAGAGAGCCCAUUAAGUUCCCACUGUGCAUGUACAGGAUACACAUGUAGUGUAGGCUUCUAUUUGUAUCAUGUUGCCAAGAAAAUUCCUCUUAGAAGCCUUGAGUGGCAUGGUAGUAUCCAACCACAGCCUCACUCUUCUGUAGUGUCCCACAGUGUGGUAAUAUCAACUUGACUUUCUGGGGUACAGAUUUCUAGUUGUCUUACUGUAGUGGGAGGAGUGGAAAGAAUUACACUGGCAUCUAGAAAGCUGAUGUGGCUGUGGCCUUGUACAUUUCAGCAAGGCCUCUCUAGGAAGCCUCUGGGGCUGUGGCAGUACUCAGGCAUCCAGUCAGCAUACAGACGCCCUGAAUUCAUGGAACUUUUCACUCAACUCUCUUCAUUUCUAAGACUUAGACUUUCCUUUCAAAAGCUCCAUGAUUCUUUGAGCACAUGCUAUGCCUUACUCCAGAAAGCCAGGUCUGCUCUGCAGAGUCCAGGAAAUGGGGCAGUGUUGUCACCCUGCACACUUGGUCAGCCGGCGCUGAGGGUGGGUAAGAAGGUCCCCAGAGUGGACUUGAGCCUCCUGACCUGUUUUUCCAGGCAGCAGGGCUGUUCUGUGCAGUGACAGCUGAGGAGGCAGCUGUCCCUCCAGUCAGGGCGGCCUCUUUACUAUGCACAGCAGACCUGGCUCAGGGAAGUGGCCAGGAGGAGAUCCCAUCUUAUCUACACCCUGAGCUGUUCCCACAGUGGCCAGUCUCAGGAGUUCUUUCUGGUAGAAGGCUGGGGACUUCAUUACCACCAGGAUUUUCAGAGAAAGCUGAGAGAGGCUGUUGAAUUCUGCCAGCAGAGCAACCAGGUCAAAGCCAGCAAAAUCAGACAGCCUCACUUGCCUCUGUCCAUCACAACACACAACACACACAACACUGAGGAUAUUAAAAAUACCCAGGGACCAUUAACCCCAGGCUAUCCCAGCACACUAACUGGAAGGCCAGGUUUAUCAAGGAGCACUGCUCGUGCUCACAGGGUGUUUGGAGAGCGUCAUCCUGAAUGUUGAGCUAAUUGUGAAAGAUUUCUGUCAAAACUGGAAAGUAGCAGUCUGGUACAGUCAUCUUUGUUUCCUGGUUCAAACCUUCCAUCUCUUUCAUGUCAACAGUCUCUGGCUCUGUUUGUCUUUGUCCAGUGGUUGGGAGUGAGCAGGUGUUCCCGCUCACUGUGACAGCACCCCAGGUGGCCCUGUGUCCUUUAGACAAGGCCUGCAAUUCGGGAAGCUGCACGUUUACAAGAAGCCUUUACCUCCCACUCAGGCCCACUGCUCUGGGGAAUGGAGGUGGCCCAGGCUUGUGACAGCAGCUUGGCAAUCUCAGAUCUACUAGGUGCUGUCUGGAAUCAUCAGAGACACUGGCAGUGAAAGGAAAGCUUUAUGCCAACGCCCAAGACAAAGCUUUAGCCAGUGGACAGACUCACUGGAAAGUGGCCCAGUUGUCUUACCUCUACUUUCUGCUGUGAGGAAACCACCCACUGACGGAAGAGGAAGGUUUAGGAGGGGUUUGGUAUCCAUCAAAAGUACUUGAACUCAAGAAACCAAUAGUAAUCCAAAAUGCUUAAAGGAACCAAAGGCAUUGCCAGAUAUUUGCCAAAAGCAGCCACUUUUAAAUUUUGAGACUAAUGUGAUCUCAAGUCAGACCCCAAAAGGUUCCAUUUAAGGGUAUAAUUUUCACAGAUAUGUAGAUAUUUCUUGUUUUCCUGUAAAAUAGCAUAGAGCUGUUUUGUUGAUUUAAAAAUAACAUUCUUGGUAGUAACGCUGAAUUAUUUUCUUGUUUGUCAAGGUUAGUUCUCUGUUGCUUGCAAUGGACACGCAGGUGUCGCUCUUCUUCUCAUCUUCACAUAAUGUCUUAGCAUCUCACUUCCUGACAAGAAAGGAGAAACACCAAUGAGCAGCACCAUGCUUGUUGAAGCACGUGUUUAGUGAACAGAGCCAUGGCAAUCGGGUCCAUUCGUGUGCUGCCUUUAUGUUGUUUUUAAAAGACAAACCAUGAUGCCUUUGUACUGCUGUUUGCACCCUUGACUCGAUUCUGUACUGUGUCUGAAUGCCAUCCGUUUGCACUUGUACUGUACAUAGGCGAUGCAGACUGUAUUUUUAUAUGUGUGCGCAUUUAUCAUUGGCUCUUUUGUACAUAGUGGCGGUAUUGUAGCUGAUCAGGAAAUGUUUGAUAUCUCAACAAUUUUGCAUUUUUGUGUCUCAAAUAAAAAAAAACAUUUUGAUGUACCAUG
This is a messenger RNA of Mastomys coucha (southern multimammate mouse), 8453 nucleotides long. RefSeq names its product myocardin related transcription factor B (gene Mrtfb). The transcript has 17 exons. The record is from RefSeq and is a predicted model, not a curated record. Gene Ontology annotation, biological process: smooth muscle cell differentiation. Lineage: Eukaryota; Metazoa; Chordata; Mammalia; Rodentia; Muridae. The coding region runs from base 340 to 3597 and encodes 1085 amino acids.